AAGCCUUGUAACAACGUCCACAAAAACCCUGCUAUUGUUUGCAAGAAAUGGCCCAGCAGCGAGUCUCUCAUGUGCUUCGUCGUUUGGCGGCACCUCAACUGCUUCCCACAGCAUCCCGCCAUUUCCACGGUACCGCAUGGGCUUUUCAACAGAAAACCAUGGCUGAGCCUACUCGCAGUAUCGCUGAUAAUCUCACCAAUAAAUUCAUGAAGCUUAACGAAGGAAAACUCUCAAAGAACCAUUACAGACGAGUCGCUCAACCAUCACAAGUCAUCAGAUUUGAUCACAUGCCAGUGACGGCCACAGCCGAAGAUAUCAAGAAACUGGCUCGAGAAGCUUUCCCUGAAGGCGAUAAAGCAAUUCGCGAGAUCAUAUUUACUCGUACCUCUGGGUUCCAGUUCACCGGCUGUUGCCUUGUCCAUAUGAACGACACCGAUAACGGAAAGCGACUGUAUGAUUACGCAAACAUGCGUUAUGUUGGUGGAAAUUUAGUGAAGCUGACCUAUAUGCGGAUACCAAAGGAUGGACCUGCGGCGUAUCUUAACAAGUAUCGACCCAGUGAAUUGGUUUCCGUGACAGAUUCUGUAAGUUUUGCUGGUCGUUCGGUGAUCAUGAGUGGAUUUCCGCCCAAGACACGCCCUGAGCACUUGUUGGGCUUGCUCCGAUCAAGGAACUACUUUCCCGAAGAAGGCAUCCCGGAUAACGUUGUCCAUUUGAAAACAAAAUCACACAGCGCUUUAGCCAAGUUUUUGGUGAAAUUUGAGUCAGAGGCUGAAGCAUGGCGAUGUGUGCGCGCUUUCCACAAUUAUGAUUUCCAUUUAUCUUCGCGCGGAGAAAACUACAAGCUGCAUGCUUCGGUAGCUUACUAGAUAUAGAAUGUAUUGAAUAAAAUAAUUGUAUAGAGAAACGGGCCACAUUUGAAAAAGGG
This is a messenger RNA of Radiomyces spectabilis, 928 nucleotides long. RefSeq lists its product as uncharacterized. Bases 48 to 869 code for a protein of 273 amino acids. The transcript is spliced from 5 exons. NCBI's taxonomy places the organism in Eukaryota, Fungi, Mucoromycota, Mucoromycetes, Mucorales, Radiomycetaceae. The record is from RefSeq and is a predicted model, not a curated record. Gene Ontology annotation, molecular function: nucleic acid binding.